Alosa sapidissima (American shad) is the source of this 3453-nucleotide messenger RNA. Its product is annotated as transcription factor Sox-9-A-like. Bases 325 to 1797 code for a protein of 490 amino acids. Gene Ontology annotation, molecular function: DNA-binding transcription factor activity, RNA polymerase II-specific; RNA polymerase II cis-regulatory region sequence-specific DNA binding. NCBI's taxonomy places the organism in Eukaryota, Metazoa, Chordata, Actinopteri, Clupeiformes, Clupeidae. Gene Ontology annotation, biological process: chondrocyte differentiation; negative regulation of transcription by RNA polymerase II; positive regulation of chondrocyte differentiation. The record is from RefSeq and is a predicted model, not a curated record. The transcript has 3 exons. Gene Ontology annotation, cellular component: nucleus.
AACUAAGGUACGAGGACGGUAAUGACAUUCACUUUGGAGCAAAGAUAUUGAACUGACAGCUCAAAUACAUGGCCAUUGAUAUAUCCGCACUAGUGAUCUUUGGUCUUCAGCCGCACGGAAAGGGACUUUGAAGAGACAUCGUUUGGAAACGCACAAAGGGAUCUCAAAAAGUUUUUUCUUUCUUUUUGAGAACUUUGAACUGGAUUGAUUCAAAUCUGUGGGCACAACACCCUUCCGAGGUGCCAGUGAAAAGGUUCUCGCAGAUUCCCUGCAGAGGAUUUUAGAAUUUGUAUUUUUUCAGCGAGUUUCCGUUCGCGUAUUCGCAUGAAUCUACUCGAUCCGUACCUGAAAAUGACAGACGAACAGGAGAAGUGUCUCUCUGACGCCCCGAGUCCGAGUAUGUCCGUGGACUCCGCAGGCUCCCCGUGCCCAUCAGGAUCGAGUUCUGACACCGAAAACACUAGACCAUCCGAGAACCAUAUUCUGGGGCCGGAUGGGGUUCUUAGAGACUUUCCGAAAGAGGAGGAAGAAAAGUUCCCUGUCUGCAUCCGGGAUGCCGUCUCGCAGGUGUUGAAAGGUUACGACUGGACACUGGUGCCCAUGCCAGUUCGAGUGAAUGGCUCCAGCAAGUCCAAGCCUCAUGUUAAGAGACCCAUGAACGCGUUUAUGGUUUGGGCGCAAGCAGCGCGCAGGAAGCUAGCUGACCAGUAUCCACACCUCCACAACGCCGAAUUGAGCAAGACGCUGGGCAAACUUUGGAGGCUUCUCAACGAAGUAGAGAAACGCCCUUUUGUGGAGGAAGCUGAACGACUGAGGGUCCAACACAAGAAAGAUCACCCCGACUACAAGUACCAGCCGCGUCGACGGAAGUCUGUGAAGAAUGGACAGAGCGAGUCGGAGGACGGCGAACAGACGCACAUAUCUCCCAAUGCCAUCUUCAAAGCGCUACAAGCCGACUCUCCCGCCUCCAGCAUAGGCGAAGUGCAUUCUCCCAGCGAUCAUUCGGGCCAGUCUCAGGGCCCCCCCACCCCUCCCACCACCCCUAAGACAGACCAGCCCUCCUCUAAAGGUGAGCUCAAGCGAGAGAGCCGGCCCAUGAACGAGCCGAAUGUCCGUCAGCUCAACAUCUUCCGGGACGUGGACAUUGGCGAGCUCAGCAGUGACAUCAUCCCCAACCUCGAUUUUGACGUCGACGAGUUCAACCAGUACCUGCCGUCCCACAGCCAGCCGGGCAUGCAGGUGGCCAGCGACGGCUCCCAGAGCUACGGCUACGGUCCGUCAGGUGCCCAGGUGGUGUCGGGCAGCGGCGGCGGCGGCGGCGCCAGUGGUCAGAGCUGGCUGGCCAAGCAGCAGGCCGCGCAGCAGGGCCAGACGGGCCACUCCCUCACCACGCUGUCCAGCGCGUCCGAGCAGCGCCCGGCCCAGAUCAAGACGGAGCAGAUGAGUCCCGGUCACUACAGUGAGCAGCAGGGCUCCCCUCCUCAGGCUGUGGCCUACGGCUCCUUCAGCCUGCAGCACUACAGCGCCGCGGCCGCCGCGGCCGGCUACCAGGCCAUCUCUCGCGCCCAGUACGACUACUCCGACCACCAGGGCGGCGCCAGCUCCUACUACAGCCACUCGGCCGGCGCCGGGGGCCAGGGCUCCGGUCUCUACUCCGGCUUCAGCUACAUGAACCCCAGCCAACGACCGCUCUACACCCCCAUCGCCGACCCCAGCGGCGUGCCCUCCGUGCCCCAAACGCACAGCCCGCAACAAUGGGAACAGCAGCCUGUCUACACCCAGCUCUCCCGGCCCUGAGAGACAGACACAGAGGGAGAGAAAGAGAGAGAAAGAGAUAGGUAGAGAGAGAAUGAGAGAGCUCACCGCACAAAGCUGAACCUCAGCACUCACCUCAGCAAGAGACACUCUCACAGACAAGCCGAAAACAAAAUAAAAAACAGACAAUUGAGAGAAAGCAAACAAGAAUAAUGUGUUCUGAAAAUUAAGUAUAGAACACAACAAAAUGGCUCCCAAUUGUGCCUUCUUUAAUGAGCGGAGUUGUUGUUAUAUUUUUCUAGAUAUAAUGAAAAGAAACUCAUCUGACUUUGUUAUUUUUAAAAAGAGAAAUCCUCUGUGAGGAAAUAUUUCAUGAUAAAUAUUUAGUAUGUACUGUGUAUGUGUCAUGAUCUUAUAUAUUUUGUUUCAGCAGUUUGUUGUUUUUCUACGUUAACACAGAGGAAAAGCAGCCUUAGGUGGACUCUUUGGCCUUUCUUGUCACUUAGGUAAAGACUGGAGGAAACAAAGACUCCACCUGUCAACUCCAGCUGUAGUUUGGGACUUAUAGUGGGCCAGCAGGUCAUCAGUCUAUACAACUGUAUGUUCUGGAAUUGGGUUGUACAAUCUUGAAGCAUUCCUUGCAUCUUACAAUGUCAUUUAAAAAGUGUGCUUAGACGAGGAACUCAGUGUUUAUUAUUUAAAUGUAAUUUCCCAAUAUUUGGUUUUUGGGUCCUUAUGGAGGUAUAUUCUUAUGCCAGCAAACACACAUGUGCUUUGUCUCUGUGUAUAUAUUUGAUUAAGUCUUGUAAGAUGGCUCUACUUGUAGUGCCAGUGCAGCAGCAUAGCAGUCACACCAGCCUAAUCAGCGUACCAUUGUGCCGUGUAGUUUUGCCCAUGCUCCACUUUUCUCUGCAUUUUUGGAGAGAGAGGAGAGCAUUGCCUUGAUGCCACGUGUGCCUGCUCAGCCGACAUGCGCGCACACACACACACACACACACACCUAUACACAUGUGCAUACAAUCCAGAGCCAAGUGUGUGCACAUCCCAGACCCGCCUCUCACUUCCUGUCUUAAGGAGCCACAGGAAGUGACCCUUGACCCCUCUGUUAGGCUCAGUGGAGUUCCUUACUUCCUUACUGCCAGUCUUAACAUCUUUAAUUUAUUCAUUAGUAUUAAUUUUAUUUGAAAAAAAAACUAUUUUGCCUUCCUAUCUUUUAAUUCUUCUCCGUAUAACUAACCAAGAUGUAAAACAAGUUUUUUUUCUGUUAAGUUGUGGUACGAACUUUGAAAAACAUCUCCAUUAUUUAUCAUUUGUAAAUGAUUCCAUUUAAAUAUUUUCUAAUUAAUUAUCUAGCUGUGUACAGAUUACUUCUAAUUGUUAUAAGAACUUGAUCAAAAGAAAGACAGAAAACUGGAAGUUGUUAUUUUCAUUAUAAGCAGAGUUAAAGGCUGUUGGAAACAGUGGCAAAGUUGAACAUUUGAAACGGUUAUAUUCUUUGUAAUAUCACCUGAAUGCUUUUAUUCGUAUAUUUUUUCAAAGAGUGUUGUUCCUUUCCUUAUUCCAUAUUCUAGAUUUCAUGUUGACAUCUUUUAACCCAGCUGAGUCUUUGUUUCCUAGGUACGAACAUACCAGUGUCUUAAAGAAGCUUAUCUUUUGUAUUAUAUUGUUUGCAAUAAAAAGAAAAGAUAUAAAAAAUAA